AUGGAGUGCAAUGCUUUGCGCACCGAGCUUCACAUCUUUACCGACGCUUCUCAGACUGCAUACGUCGCCUGCGCCUAUGUACGCACUGUAUGUACUAACCAGGUAGUAGUCAAGUUAUUAUUAUCUAAGGCCAAAGUGGCCCCAUUAAAACCAGUGAGCAUACCUAGAUUGGAAUUAUGCGGGGCUUUAUUAGGAGCUCAGUUAUAUGAUAAGGAUUUUUCACCACUCACCCAUCGACACUUCCUGAUCGGCCGUCCUCUCAUUGCGCCAGUCUGCGACGAUGACCUGCGAGACGUUCCUAUCAACCGACUUUCACACUAUCAAAGAGUGGAGCAGCUAAGGCAACAUUUUUGGAGUCGAUGGUCGAAAGAAUACAUUUCCGAACUGCAGAUGAGGAGUAAAUGGAGAGAAACCGUAACCGACCUCAAACCUAACGCUAUGGUUUUGAUUAAAGACAUUAAUCUUCCGCCGUUGAAAUGGCAAUUAGGUCGUGUCAUUCGAACGAUACCCGGCAGCGACGGAGUUUCAAGAGUUGCCGACAUACGCACUUCAACAGGCAUCACGCGACGAGCAUACGCUAAGAUCUGUCCUCUUAACACAGAUGAUGACACUGAGCUGAAGAAGACGUUGUUGGCAGACACUCCUAAAAGUUGCAGAGUUUAG
Molecule: messenger RNA, 663 nt
Organism: Leptidea sinapis
Lineage: Eukaryota; Metazoa; Arthropoda; Insecta; Lepidoptera; Pieridae
Exons: 4
Coding region: 1-663 (220 amino acids)
Source: RefSeq, a predicted model, not a curated record